This is a messenger RNA of Naumovozyma dairenensis CBS 421, 336 nucleotides long. It is a transcript of the gene RPP2B, whose product is annotated as ribosomal protein P2. Gene Ontology annotation, cellular component: cytosolic large ribosomal subunit; ribosome. Gene Ontology annotation, biological process: cytoplasmic translational elongation. Lineage: Eukaryota; Fungi; Ascomycota; Saccharomycetes; Saccharomycetales; Saccharomycetaceae. Gene Ontology annotation, molecular function: structural constituent of ribosome. The transcript has a single exon. Bases 1 to 336 code for a protein of 111 amino acids. The record is from RefSeq and is a predicted model, not a curated record.
AUGAAGUACUUAGCUGCAUACUUAUUAUUGGUUCAAGGUGGUAACGCUUCUCCAUCUGCCGCUGACAUCAAACAAGUUAUUGAAUCUGUCGGUGUUGAAGCUGAAGAUUCCAGAAUUAACGAAUUGUUGACCUCUUUGGAAGGUAAGGGUUCCUUAGAUGAAAUCAUUGCUGAAGGUUCCAAGAAAUUCGCUUCUGUUCCAGCUGGUGGUGCCGCUGUCGGUGGUUCCUCUGCUGCUGCUGCUGCCGGUGCUUCUGGUGAAGCUGCCGCUGAAGAAAAGGAAGAAGAAGCUAAGGAAGAAUCCGAUGAUGACAUGGGUUUCGGUUUAUUCGAUUAA